Ambispora gerdemannii is the source of this 870-nucleotide messenger RNA. The record is from the annotation of a GenBank genome assembly. NCBI's taxonomy places the organism in Eukaryota, Fungi, Glomeromycota, Glomeromycetes, Archaeosporales, Ambisporaceae.
AUGUCAACAACUACCUCCCCGACCACAGCAUCACCCCCACCUCCGCCAACAACAGCUACUAGCGCUGCAAUCCCCUCAACGACGACCGCGACGACCACCUCAAAAAAGCCACGUCGAGUGGAGAUACUGCCCGUCGAGUCCGACAAACUAAAACACUCAUUUGCGGGGGCUAUUGCUGGGUGUGUCAGUUCUAUAGUGACAUGUCCAUUGGAUGUGGUGAAAACACGACUACAAAAUCAGAAUUCUUACCUUGCCAAGGGAAUCUAUAAUAGUAAUCACAUUCGCGGUUCUGCUGGGCCAUUAUAUAAAGGAACUGGAGGGACAUUGAGGCGGAUUUGGCGAGAGGAAGGUAUUCGUGGACUAUAUCGAGGUUUAGGACCCACAUUAUAUGGAUAUUUACCUACAUGGGCUAUAUACUUCAGUGCAUAUGACUAUUUCAAAUUGGCUCUAGCAGAAGAAGGUAUACGGGGAUUCUACAAAGGUCUUGGACCGUCGUUGAUGGGUGUUAGUCAUGUGGCAGUACAAUUUCCACUAUAUGAAAAAAUGAAAAUUUGGUUAAAAUCUCCAGACCAUGAUCAUCUCUCAAACCUAUCGAUCCUCUACGCGUCAUCCGCCUCAAAAAUGGUCGCCUCGAUGGCCACAUACCCACACGAAGUAGUCCGAACACGACUGCAAAACCAAACAGUACAACCGCACAAGUAUCACGGGGUAAUACACGCGGUGCGAGUUAUCUCGCACGAGGAAGGAUGGACCGCCUUCUAUAAAGGAAUGAUGACGAAUCUGUUGCGUACUGUGCCGGCAAGUGCGUUGACUAUUUUGACAUAUGAAAUUUUGGUGAGGCGGUUGAAUACUGAAUCUCAGGGUGGUUGA